Pedinophyceae sp. YPF-701 is the source of this 483-nucleotide messenger RNA. The record is from the annotation of a GenBank genome assembly. NCBI's taxonomy places the organism in Eukaryota, Viridiplantae, Chlorophyta, Pedinophyceae.
AUGCGUCCUACCAGGCAGCAGGUCACUGUCGAGAAUGCCGUCAACCUGGGCAACAUCCCAGGCGCGCGCACGAACAGCCCCGCGAUGAAGGGCUUCGUGCGGAAGAACGAGCUGCCUCGCCAGAUCCGCCACAAGCUCAGCGUCGUCAAGCCGGGGAAGACGAAUGCCUCGAAGCCCGUCACCCGUUCCCAGGCGGCCCGCACCGGCGCCGCCGUCGACACCAACAAGGCCCCGUGGGAGCAGGACUUCGCGCCGAAGGUGCUCCCGGAGGUGCAGGCGCUGAACGCGAUGCUUGACGACGCCUCGGGGCAGCGCGAGAUGAAACAGGGCGUCCGGGCGAUGCACGACAAGUACGCGAUGCAAGUGGACAAGCAGUUCAAGAGCAACCCGCGCAGCGAGGGCGGGCGGAACCUCCGCCAGCCGAAGAGCCGCGGCACGACCUUCUCGAGUCGCAUCAACCCCACCAAGGCAGGGCGGAACUAG